CGGGAGUAAAACUCUUCAAUAUAAUAUCUGAAAUUCGGGAGGACGAUGGGUAUUUGUUAGCGCCUUCUUUUCACUUUAGUUUUUGUUGCCGCAGCGACUUUCAGUUUCAGCAACUAAGCUGCGGCAGUAGCGCCAUCCCUCAGUGGUAAGUAGUCUCCUCAAAGCAAGAAGGGGCUCAUGUUUUUUGGUGGAUCGGGGGCGGCGAUCAAAAAACGCGAAGAAACAGAAUGACGUCAUCCCUUCACGUCAGCCAGGGGUUGUUUGACGUCGCUAGUGGGCCGUUGGGUAGCCCGCAUCAGCGCGUUGCCUCUCCGUCACCGUCUCAGCGCGCCCGAAGCGUUCCCGCCAGGCAAUCCGAUGUCGGCUGUCUCUCGAUGCUCGAAUGGAAGCGGCAGAAUGGCGUGCUGGGGCACCAAAAGGUGUUCUCGCUGUCACCAUGUAAAGGCCGGAAAAAUAAACAAAAUCAGCAGCCGGAACCAGCUUCGAAUCGCGUGGCCUCGCCGAGCUUUCUGAGCAUAAAAAGCCUCCAGGCCGCGUCAACAUCCCCAGCAAAGGGCUCCCCUUCGCCGAAGGGCGGCACAAAGGACAAAGGCGGAGAAAAUACAAACGCGGAGGAUGGAUUGUCAGUAUUUCUAGAAACUGCUUUUCUUAAAGAACUUUUUUUUCGUCAAACAAGGGACUGGUUACUAUCAUGGUCGUCAUCAUCAUCUACUUCGAUAAAAGAAUGUUCAUGCUCUUCUUGUUAUGUUGUAUGUGCUGCUGUCGCCAAAACUACGCAUUGGUUUGCCGCAUGCGGCCGCAGACGAGUAGAAGUAAAAUCGACACUCUUGUUCCAAAAUCUACCAACUCCAACGGAACGAAUUCCCAGCCAACUCGCGUGAACAGCAGUUCCUCAGCAUCCAGUAGCAGUAGUAGCUCCUCGUGCACGGAACAAGGCGCGGACGAAGGAACACCCGCACCCGCCUCGCCCUCCCCCGGAAAGAACAAAAAUAAGAAAAAUGGGCCGAAGGGCCCACUAGACGCGGUGCGGCGGCACUUCGUUGAGAAGCUAUCAGAGUGCACAAUUCCCACCCCUUCCCCUCAUUUGAAGAGCAGGAGCAGCAAGAGCGCAAUCAAUUGCAGAAGCAUGUCUUCCGGACGGAAAAUCUGCACGCCGUUUGCAGCACUUCAGUAGCUGCUUGAGCUUCCGCAAGAUGUCGUGCAGACACUCGCCACACGAAACCUGUGGACUAUUUGAGCCUUUGCAUUACUAUUACAUGAUUAUAUAAUGAUAAAUGAGGCGAAGGCGUUAGGGGAGUUGUUGUGCACUCCCAUAGAAGCUUGGGUGGGUAGAAAAUCGCGACCCGAAUAGCCCCUUCUGUGAUUUUAUGCAUCGCAAAUGUUACGUCAACGUCAUGCAUCUGGGUGCGCAGAAAUCAUGCAAAUUGCGAUUUGUAAGCCACAUCACUCUGGAGGGUCGCACACCAAUUUGUGUUGCCUGAGCAGCGCAGCAACUUGCACAGUUCUUGCCACGCCAUUCGCAGAUUUCAUCCCAGGCGGGGCUAGCAUCAAGAGUCCUGAGCAAAACUUGUCUAAAUGCAUUUGUGUCCAUCCCAGACCGACAUCGAUCUGCGUGAUCCAAAAGAUACAUAACUAUCGGCAUGACCCAACGAUUUUCAGGGAAGAAGAUCGAUUCACAGGGCAGACUUUUGCAUAAUCCCGGAGGAUCUCCCAGACAACUCAUGUAUCGUAGAUAUUCGCGAUGCAUAAACCUCCGGUACUCGCUCUCCCGACGGGAUCUGGGACUCCGGCCGCAGGCGCUGGCAAACAACAAGAUUCCCUACGACAUGUGUAUCAAUUUUUUCGCCUGUUGUGGCGGUUUGACGACAAAAAGCGGGCUGCUGCGGAACCUGGAAAGAUACAUGCUAUGCACUGCAAAGCAAAUCGCACUCGUAUGACUUGCAGUAAUGCUAAUGCAUGACAAAUCUCUUUCGAAACCUGAAACACAAUUACAAAGCACGCUUUUGGUCUUGCCGAAAUUUGUGAUGCUAUCAGUACUAGUGCGAUACUUUUGCGAUGCAUACAUGCCCAACGUGAACGAAAGGAUUAAGGCGGGGAUCGCACCCAGUUUCGACCUGUCCGACAUGCGUUCGGUGAUCCACUUCGUCGACGCGUUUCAGAAGCAGCAGUGUCGGUCGCUCUUGUACCACCACUUCAAAGCGAAGUCCAGCAGCAUCAUCCCCGAGAGCACACUGCGCCUGGCGUGGAACACCGCGUCGAGUUGCAAGCCGCCGGUCUUGUCGAAAGACCAGUGGAGGCAGCUGACCAUCGCCAGUAGCACUGCGCACACUCCGGGGUACAGACACCCUACGGCGGACCUGCAACUUGGUAUCGAGCUUACAGAGUCGAUAAAGCACUUCGGCUACAACGGACUGGACGGACACGACAACAUCUGGAUUCUCAAGCCGACAAACGCAAAUCGAGGCCGAGGCAUUCGGGUUGUCAGGGUACAUUUUUUUUUGUAAAGAAAACUCGCGGUCAUGGCCACUCAUGAGGAUACAAAGCAGAAAAAGCAGCCAAGAACUACCGGGCUGAAUUAAUCCAUUUCAACUUAUUGCGUUUGUGGUCUGCGCGUCCACUCAGACAGAGACCGAGGAGUACUUAUGGUCAGCAUGCGCUUGUUGAUUAGAUGUACACGAGACCGACAGGUGCAACGGAUGUGCGCGAAUAAGUUAUAAAUAGUUUUUACCAGGGUGUUGAUCAUCAUCUUCAUCAUCAUUAUUAUGGACGAGAAAAGCGAGUGCGCAAACGCAAAGCUCCUCGGGGCAAACAUGCUUCGGACCUUUAGUUAUAACGAUUAAAGAUUCGAAUUUCAUCCCGUGAUGUACUUUUUAUGUUAGUGUUAGGCAAGAUAUGAAAUCCACCAGGAUCAUAAGCCAAGCAAAUUCCCUACGACCUAAAUUGAAUGUUCAUUGAAAUCAGGCUCUAAAUUUGUCGUUCAAAUUUGGAUCCGAAGUGAAAUCAGCAUGUUCAUACAAAUGAACCAAAAACGAAGUUCAUUCAAAUCCCACACUGUAAGCUAGUGAUGAUCAACGAUGGUUGAUCGGAUUUCUCAUAAAUUUAGGGUGAUUAGAAUAAAUUUGAACUUUCAUGUUUUACCCCCCUGACUGAGACGUGAAAAUUUGUGUGUUGUCUGGAACGCUAAAUUUUUCCCCACAGGCUGUGACGAUAGUCACCAUAGAUUGACUGCGACUAAGAAACACUGAAUCCCACCUAGAUUCUGCUUGACAUCCAAGAUGGCCAGUGUUCACACCGCCCGCGUUUCUUCGUCGUUGAUUGUCUUCACACCGUAAAAAUUCGGUUGACAUUCUAACGGCACAGCCUUGAGCGCUGACACCAAGACACGACCAGUGCCAACACGACAACAACUGCCAAGCCUGGUCCCCCCGCAACACGACAACACCUACCAAGCCAGGACCAGAACCAAACCACCAACCACACCAAGACCCGCAGGAAGGUACUAAAAGCACGAAGAAAAAUAAAGAAAAUUUUGAAUUUUUGGUAGUGUUUUUGAAUAGAAUUUUUGUUUGAAUUUGAACCAAAAAUUUAGGCAAAAUAACCCCCAGCCACCGAGUUCAAAUCAACCAACAGUGGUGAUUUGCUGCCGUGAUAUCAAUUGCUGAUACUCGGUCAGAGGCUGUUUGAAAGUAAGAGAGAAUUUGCAAUCAUACACCUACACAGGUGCAAGAGAGACAAAGCGACCAAAGGCGCGCGCUACGAAGCCCGUAACCUUUGCCGAAGCAUCGAGCGAGGAACAAGACAGGUACUAAAAUUGUACUUAUUUUCGGUCUGUUUUCUAAAUCAUUGGAAAUUUUGAAUGCGAACACGCACGGCAAGAACACAAAAAAAAAAAAAAAAAUCGCAUGCUAAUCCUCCCCAACAAAAACUAUUACAGUUUUGGGCGGCGGAUUUAACGUACCGAGCAGCAGGCCGGUACAAGAGCAAGGACCCGACAGCAGGUCACGAAAAAGGUACUAAAUUACAUCGGUUUUGAAAAUAGAAGUCUAAGCGUAAUUCUGAUUUUGUCUGUAAUUGCAUCGCGAAUUCAACAAGAUGAUCGCAUAUGAGAUGCUGAAUACCAUCUGAAUUCGAUUGCAAAUUUCUUGUACAGGUAGCCGCCUACGCGUGUGCCGAGUACAACAGACGACACAACCGCGACGCGCGUGCUCAUCGUGAAAAGAUGGGGGCGCUGGGUGAUGACCAUCGUCCGAGCACUUCCGGCGCCGUCGGAAUGCUGUACGACGCGGAACACGAGGGAGAAACUGGAAAGGACUUCCAGACGUUCAAGGGUAGCGUGAUCGCUCAGGCGUUCUCGUUGAACAUCGGUCCCCAGUUCAAAGAUGACUUAGAAGGAAAAGUCUGCAUGGACAAGUGGGAUGAGGUCGAUCAGUUAGCCUGCGACCAGUGGGUUGCUGACGGCAAACACGAAAACGACUUCUGGCCCACCUACACAACCGAAGUGCGCUCAGCUUACGCGAAGUUGUAUGGUACAGUAUUCAAAUCCUUAACCGGAAAGGCCCGAUCCAAAGCUCAGGACAUUCAGGAAGAGCCCGGGGCUGACGCGUGUGUAGUCUGGUUGAUGCUUCAGAUCAAGGAAAAGUCUAACCCGCAGACCGCCGGCGCCCGCCGCAUGUUGAUCAAGGAAUAUUUCAACAGCAAGCAGGGUGAAGAUGAAACCGUGGAAGAACAUAUUGACAAACUGAAGAACUUCUGGAAUUUCAAACUGGGCGCUAAAGUUACGGCUGAAGAGUUACGCUAUCACUGUAUCUUCGGGAACAUGCGCGAGGAAUUCGAUGAGUGCAACAAGCGUGCCUUGGCUAAUGGAUUCAGUUUCGAAGAAACAAAGAAUCACAUGGUCGAGGAAGAACGCGCUCUGUCUAGCAACGGAGAGACCACGAAGCACAGAGCUAAUCUGGUCCGCAACAAGAAUUCUCGCAACCAGCAUGGCCCGCGCCCGGAUCACGUUCAGAAGAAUCGUGAGAAGCAGAUGUUUUCCAAUAUGUUGAAGAAAGAGAUGCCGAGUCUGAUCCAGCAAGCCGCUGCGAAUCUGAUCGCGCAAAAUCCGAAUUUGACCCAGAAUCACACUGCUGGUGGCAAUGACGACAGUCAUGCGGCCAAUUACGCAGGAGAUUCCAAGUGGUGUUCGAAUUGCAAUUCGGAAUCACAUAACGCCAAGGAUUGCUGGUACAAAAAUGGCAAAUCUUCCAACAAAUCUUCCAACAAAAGUUCCGGUAAGGGUAACAACACGAAUACUGUUCGCAAGGGCAACGACAAGCCGAAGGGUGGAGGUAAGAAAGGAAAAGGAAAGAAGGGUAGGAAAUGCUGAGUCUUAGAUGGUGUUUCGAAGAAAAGUAGUUUGUUACACAAACUACAAAAAGUAAGAAAACUAUUCUUACGGCUGACGAAAACUCGAUGUUAUAAUACAAAUUAUUCGCGAUGUUUUUCAACUAAAUUUUUAACAAAAAUACCCCCCCAAAAGAACCCCCCACAAAAAGAACAACCACCUGGUGAUGAACCACCAGUGACUACAAGUCAUUUUGAAGAAGAUGAAUGCGCGUUCGACAGCAAGCUUGACAUCUUCAAUCCAGAUCUUUCAUCAUUAAUCGAUAUGGAUGAUUUAUUCUCGGAUCUCGAAAAGAAUGAAGAUGAAACUUGUACCAAUGAUGCAGCUGGUCCAACGAGACAGCUGAAAGGAAAACGAAAAAGAGCAGAGCUGGAGCUUGCUGAGCAAUUUGCAACCCCAGAGAUGGCAAAUAUGACACAACAAGUCCAGGCUCUUGAGUCGACCGAUCGCGAAAUCCGUAAGAUUUUAUUUCCUCGAUCUCAUGUUUCGGAUGCGUCCAAAGCCGAACGAGUUGAAAAAUGCAAUCUGUCACAAGAUGCAGUAUUUUCAAUCGUAGCAAAAGAAAGCGAGCAAAAUCAUUCGCCCGAGUACACAGCAAGAAAGCUAGCACACCUCUACAGCGUUCGCGAAUCAGCAUUGAGGAAGGUGCGCGAGGCGAACGAUGCUCAUCGGAAUAAAAAGGACGAGCAGCACCGAAAUCAUGAAACAGCUUUUAAUUGUGUCGAUGAUGCAAUUUGCGACAGUGGCGCAACAAGUCACAUGUCGGGCCGACCAGAGAUUUUCGAAUCUUGGGACGACAGUAAUCCAGUGCGAAUAACUGUAGCAGACGGAAAAGAGUUGGAUGGCCCUGGAUAUUUUGGCACAUUGAAACCAAACGCACUUGGUUGCAAGCGUGCAAUAUUCCAUCCAUUCCUUCCACAGACCCUCCUCAGUGUCGAGCAACUGAAGAAAGAAGGCUAUAGAGUUGUUUUCGACGAAGGGGGCAACUACUUGCAAAGUAGGAAGACAGGAAAGAGAAUUUUUCUUCACAAAGGGAUCGGAACCAAGCUGCCGGCCGUGGCACUUGGGUUCAACGAAGAUCCAGGUGAAAAGGGUUUGUUGUGCGAAGAGAUCGAGACAGAGUCCACUAUGAUGACAAAGGCUGAGAAAAUGCUUCUUGAUCAUCAGCGUGCUGGACAUCGUAGUCUACCAGGAAUAGUAGUCCGAUGUCCUGCCUGCGAUCUCGCGAAAAGCAAAGGCGCGCAACAUGCAAAAGCGAAGAAAGAAUGCUACAAAGUUGAAAAAUUCAAUGACCAAGUUGAUUUUGACUUCACUGGACCGUGGGAACCUGACUACUGGUCGCAAAGAUGGGUGCUAAAUGCCAUCGAUCAAGCAACCAGCUGGCCUCGUUCUUUCAUCUGCAAGAGCAAAGCAGAAGCAGGCGCAAAGCUGCAGGUCUGGAUAAAUGAAGAGGGACCACCGAAAAGAGUGAGAUCCGACAAUGCCAAAGAGUUCAAGGAACCAGGUAGCACUUGGAAAAAGACAGCACAGAAACAGUCCCCGCCGAUUCAUACUGACUACUCAGCUCCAUACGAACCACAAGAAAAUGGAAAAGUUGAAAGAUACAAUCAAACUCACCAGAACGGAGUGAGGGCAAUGAUGGUCGGAGUCGAUAAGCGUAUGUGGAGUUAUGCAGCACGCACUUUCUCCCACAUAUUCGCCCGAACCCCUACAGCCAAAGGAGGCGAGUCGCCAUUUGAAAAACGCUUCAAAAGAAAACCUUCCAUCAAGUAUUUCCGACGUUUCGGAUGCUUGGUAUACGCGAAGGAUCACUCACAGAAGUCGAAGCUUGAAGACCGGUUUACCCGUGGAAUCUUUCUAGGCUACGCCCAAGAAAAUUCUACAUACCUGGUAGGCAUGUGGUCCGCAGAUGGUCGAUGUAAGAAAAGCUCCAAAAUCCGCUUCGGAGUCCACGAGGUGAAGUGUUGUAAGUUUGAUGAAUCAGUGCUGGUCAGCAAGAUAGAUGAUCUGAAGCCGGACGCUGACAAGUUGUUAAUUGAUUUUCCGAAUCCGGCGCGUCUGGGUGAUAGUUCGCAGCUCGUAGAGCCGAAUGUGCCCGCUGUAGAUCAUGAUCAAAGCAGUCGUGGUCAGGACGCUCCGAGGACCGAUCGUUCGAAAGAUGAAGAAGAUGCGGACAAACGCAGUUCGAAGGAAAAAGAAACCGUCGAAAACGACGAGGGCAAGAGUUUCGAAGGGGGUGAGCAACCUGAGGAAGGGGGCGAGGAAAAUCAAAACCCUAAUCAGGAUUGGCUCGAUUUGUUUUCAGAGGAGGCGCCUGAAAAAUCCCCGAAGCAGAAAAAGAAAGCUGAGAAUGGAAAUCGAAAAAGAAAGUCUAAUACAGUUGAUGCUGAUGAAAAAGAGAACGAGACACAAGAAGCGCCUAGGAUCCUCGUUGAAGGACCUACACGAAAGAAACUUCGCAAGAAGGGCCGAGGGCAUGACAAGAAAAAGCGCAAAGAACGCAACGACAAAGGCCAAAGUCGUGGCCCUCGAGCAAAGAAAAGGCAGAAAGUCAAUCUUGUGUCGUCAUCUGACCUUUUGAAAGAUCUACCGAUGGAAUUUGAAAAAGAAGCAGAAGCUAUAUUCCAGAUUCGUCAUGAAUUAGAGGAGGACGAAACUCCUUACCUCUUUGGCUUGCAGCACACUUGGGCCAAGUGUCUGGAAAGUCCUGACGCAAUCAAAUGGAUCGAGUCAGAUACGAAAGAACGCCUAGCGCUAGAAGAAGCAAAUACGUGGAGGCAUGCAACCGCAGAAGACAUCAAAGAGAUGGGUGAUAAGUUAGAGAUUAUCCCGACGGUAUGCAUCUACACGAAGAAGAGAGACGGACGCUACAAGUGUCGUCUCGUAGCACUAGGAAACAGGCAAAAGCUAUCUCUUCAAGGAGAAAUAUACAGCCCAACUGUGAGCCAUGCCGCUAACAGGUAUUUACUUGUUGAAGCAGCAGCACGCGGAUGGAAAGUUAGACAGUUCGAUAUUUCAAAUGCGUUUGUGCGUGCAGCUCUAGGUGACGAGAUCGUGUUAUGUCGCCUGCCCAAGCACAACAGCUGGAGCAAGAACAAAGAAAAAGGCGAUGUUGUCAGGCUGUUAAAGUCGUUAUACGGUCUGAAGAUCAGCCCACGCCGCUGGUAUGACGAAUAUUCCGGCAGACUCAAGAAGUUAGGCUGGGUUGUAUCCGAACACGAACCAGGUUUGUUCAAGAAGUUUGCAAAAGACAAACAGGGAAAAGAGCAAGAGCUCUGGCUAGCAGUUUACGUAGAUGACAACAUUAUCUCAGGCGAAGAUGAUGACCUUGUCGCUGCAGAAAUGAAUGCAAUUUUAGCAGAGUUCCCAGGAAAAGAAAUUCUCGCAGAAUAUGACAAGGAAGGCAAUGAGAUCCGCGACCUUCUCGGCGCAAAGUUGACCUUCAACGCGAAAAAGAGAGUCAUGAAAAUCACUUGCGAAGACGCAAUUGAUAAGCUGCUUGAGAAAUUUCACAUGAAGGACUGCCGCGCAGUAGUUUCCCCAUGUUUACCAAAUUCCCACGCAGACUUGGACUCGCCGUCGAAUUCCACAUUUCCGAUAAGAUCGCUAGUAGGCGGAAUGUUGUAUAUCAGUUGCGUUGCCCGGCCUGAUAUCGCAUUCGCAGUACAAAGAGUAGCGACGCAGGUAGCUAGUCCAACCGACCAAACGGUAAAAGAUGCUAAGCGUAUUCUGGCGUAUUUGAAAGGAACCAAAUCGCAAGGAUUGGAAUACAGCAAGCAGCAAGAGAAAAAGUUCAAAGAAAUCUACACAAAAGCCGCAGAGCUAGAAAACAAGGAAUACAGAGACACUAUUGCUUUCUGCGAUGCAGAUUUUGCAGGAUGUUCUGUAAGUUUUCGAUCCACGUCAGGAACAAUCCUAUAUCGACGCGGAGUUCCCAUCUGUUGGAAGUCGAAACGUCAAUCGAUUCGAGCUACGUCAACAAUGGAAGCCGAGUAUUGCGCGAUGUAUGACUGUGUAAGGAUGACUAUGGACCAAGGAUAUUUGAACUGGUUUUCAGAACAAGAGUCAGGAUCUCUACCGUUGAUCUUCAACGACAACAAGUCCGCGCUUGCGUUGAGUCAGACAACCGUAGCCACGAAAAGAUCCAAGCACAUGAGUCUUCGACUACACCUAGUACGAGACUACGUAAAAGACUUGUGCUAUGUAAACACGGAUAUCAAUCUAGCGGAUGGAUUGACCAAACCACUUCCAGGAGAGAAGUAUAUCCAAAUCUUCAAAGCUCCCGCACGAAAAGCUAAUGAAGUAUUUGCGAAAGCCCACUUUGUUGACUUCAAUAAUCUCUAGGAUUGAUUGAUGCGAAUUUCACACAAAGUCAUCUCAUCUGAUUCAUUUCGAUGAUUUAAUGUUCAUUCGGAAGGGGGAAUGUUAGGCAAGAUAUGAAAUCCACCAGGAUCAUAAGCCAAGCAAAUUCCCUACGACCUAAAUUGAAUGCUCAUUGAAAUCAGGCUCUAAAUUUGUCGUUCAAAUUUGGAUCCAAAGUGAAGUCAGCAUGUUCAUACAAAUGAACCAAGAAUGAAGUUCAUUCAAAUCCCACACUGUAAGCUAGUGAUGAUCAACGAUGGUUGAUCGGAUUUCUCAUAAAUUUAGGGUGAUUAGAAUAAAUUUGAACUUUCAUGUUUUACCCCCCUGACUGAGACGUCAAAAUUUGUGUGUUGUCUGGAGCGCUAAAUUUUUCCCCACAGGCUGUGACGAUAGUCACCAUAGAUUGAUUGCGACUAAGAAACACUGAAUCCCACCUAGAUUCUGCUUGACAUCCAAGAUGGCCAGUGUUCACACCGCCCGCGUUUCUUCGUCGUUGAUUGUCUUCACACCGUGAAAAUUCGGUUGACAGUUAGUCGUAUACAAGCGGCACAGUGCCUCCACAGUAAAAAAAUGCCUUUUCGAGUUGUCGUAUCUGUUUUCAAAAAGAUUCAAUGCCAAACUUUCAUCAGGACCUGACGGAAAUUCUGAAAUACGCGAAGUGUCCACCUGUGGGCAUGCUGGGCAACACGAGCCCGAUUCUUGCGGCGCACUCGGCCGCCAUGGAAAGCGCAUCGGCAUCUAUUCUCGGGGGCAUGAAUAGCCCCAAUGCCUCCAACGCGUUGAAGGGAAACAAGAGGCAUGCGUCCCCGGGAAAGGGCGUCGGAGGGGGCGGGGGACACAGCAAUCGGAUAAGCUACGGACCAGAUGGAGACGAGAAGUACAUGGUGCAGAAGUACAUCGAACGACCUUUGAUCAUCAACAACCGGAAAUUCGACAUCCGUCAGUGGGUCGUGGUCACUAGUUUUAACCCGAGCUUGCGUGUCUGGUUCUACCAGGAUGCCUACCUUCGAUUCGCGUCGCAUCCCUACUCCACGAGCUCGAUCGACGAUAAGUUUGCGCACUUGACAAACAACGCAAUCGUGAAGCACACCCCGGAUAGCGGCUUCAAUUAUCCUGAUCGCAAAAGUUGUAAUAUCGUCCCUGUUGUAGAAGGAGGAGGUGCUUGUACUUCUACCAGGAGGACGAGGAGCAGCACAAGCAUCACUGCGUGACAACGCAAGCCCAAGCUGCUUUCUGAUCACCUGAAUCUGUAUGGCUGAGUCUGUUUUUUCCAAUUAAAAAAGUAUGAAUAUGCAGUUGCUACUUAAAUUUUCUACCACAUCUGCAGCGAUACUUUUACUUUUGCCUUGCAUAGGAAAGUGGAUGAUACUAUGUGGCACUCGGACAAGUUUGCGAAAUACCUGGCUAGCGAGAAUAUUCGUUGCCCCAGCAACACUUCCAGUUCGAGUUCUUCCUCCUCCUCCAGCGGGAAUAAUAGCACCAAGAGCACCAGUGGCACCAAACGACUGAACUGGAGCGACAUCCAGCGCCAGAUGAAGCGGCUAGUGUGGCUGAGUUUAAAUUCAGCGAAGGACCGCGUUGUAGAGCGAUCGCUCUCCUUCGAACUUUUCGGCUAUGAUUUCAUGGUCGACGAGUGCGGUCACGUGUGGAUUAUCGAGUGCAACAGCAGCCCGGAUCUCAGCUUUUCGACCUCGACCACCCGCGAUUUGGUGUCGAAGAUGAUGCCAGACAUGCUCAAUGUGGUGCUGGAGGAGGAGAAAGUGGGCUCGGGCGAACCGUCCAAGAACAACAAAACCUGCGGCCGGUUCGUCCGCCUGGAGCCUGACUACUCGAAGUUGGUCUCGCCCAGAUCCAGGUCCAACAGCAGUCCCUACGCGCAGAUGCAGCUCAUUCCGCCCACGACCACCCUGUUCCCAUUCUCCCCGCCACUGCAGCAGAACGGUGGCCGCAGCAGCGUUCCUUACGAUAGUGCACAAGAUGAAUCGUUCAACUCCCACUUCUUCCCUUGGGGCGUCAUGGAAAAUGUCUAAUGGUGGAUGCAUGCGCCCUUGAAUAAAAGUUGGACCUAGUCGUGCAGGCACUGCUCUACGUCGCAUUACAGCCGUAUUGAUUUGGAAGCCGAAACAUUAGUAGCAUGUGUGAAGACCACAACUGUGCGUGGAUUUUCAUUUAUCUUGUCAUGAUUGAGAUUGAUAAACGGUAAGACCAUACUACCAUAUAAGCAUGCCCGUGAAAUGCGGGGCACGGUGGAGGAACGGUUCUCUCUGCACUCGAAUACUUGUAGCAGCGCGUUGAUGACGAUCAACGGCGCGGCUUACAGUCGCGAUAUUCUGGCAGCGGUGAAUGGUAAGGGGCCGAGCAACAAUGGCAGCAAGUCUGGCGGCGGGGGUGGCAGCAAAAUGAACAAGACGACUGGAUCUUUGUCUGCCGCACUGUUGGGUGGUUAUGGUACUUCGGCUGGUAUAAGUGGACUGACAAACUCGGCUGCUUUCUACACACCGAUUUCUGCACACACGAUCCACACCAAGACCGACCGAGAGAUGAUGGACAGCCUCCUGGUACCGCUCCGCGAACGCAUGCUGCAAACGAUGGGGCUAUCCACAAAAAAAGGAUCCAUCCCCAUCCAAUUUCUCAUGGCAAAACAUCAACAUGCAUCAAAGUAGUCUGGUUUUGUCAUGUAGAACCAAAAAAUGGAUCGGGAUGGGUUUUUUUUGUGGAUAGGGGCCGAUCGACCGAGGUAGCAAGGAUGUUGGUGACAAACAAGACGCGGGGACGAACAAGAAGAAGAAGCGCAGCAGCGUCCUGCGCAGUCGCAGCUUGGUUUUGGAAGGCGAGCAAGGCACUGGCGGACCAGCAGCCACGAGAGUAAGCGGGACAGCAAACGCCUCGGAAAACAAGCAACCUGAACAGCAAGCGUCUUCGAAGAAAAAAGGUAGUGCUAGUACUGGUCCUGCACCACCGGUACCCUCUAGUACUGGCGCAGCAGAGGGCCUCGACGGAAGUGGAGGUCCCUUAAUACUGGGGGGUAGCGUAUUCUCUGCAAAAAUAUUGUAUUGACUCCUACAAUGUGACAAGUCUGGCUUCCUACCAGAUCUAGCAUGGCAGCUUACAUUUUUGUUCUAGAAAGAAAGCUAAGCAUUUGCAUGUGCGAUUUUUAGGUAUGGGAUGCGAUACAACUUUUGCAAUGCAUAUAGCAGCGCAGCUGCUGGGGAUUCGGCGGCAGUCACCACGGCCGAGGCCUUAGCCGGUGCAGGAAGUACCGUAGGCAACGACUAUCGAUUGCGUAUUUGUCUCGGUCUGGAACGUUGCAAGACUUGUCGUGACGCUUGUCCGACAUGGUUGUAGAGAUUAUCAAGCAUGUUGCAAAAGAGCGCUGCCUUUUUUUUUAUUAUGCAAAGAUGGACGGCCAAAACAGUAACAUGCGGAAUGCGCGAUAUAAAACUUUCCAUGCUUAGCGGCCUAUUGGAAUAUCUGUGUCAUCCACGGGCUGCGUCCAAUAGCAUGACAGCUUUCCAAUAAACCCGGACACAUUUACAAUCCAUAACAACCAGGGAGUAGCAGACUCGGAGCCAAAUGCGAAGGAGGGUAAUCCAAAUCCUCCAUCUGCAUCUCUCCGCAGGCAAAGCUCGUCGGGCCUGACCAAAAAGAGCAAGCAAACGUCUUGACGUGGAGGAAGAUAGAUUUGCUGUAUCUCAUGUUUACCGAUCACUGUAAAUGAGAAGCAAUCGUCGAUUUUUAUUUUCGUACUAUCAGUCGUCUGUUUCGUUUUCGAUUAACUGUCGUAUGCAAUUAUUUCAUGGUGCUUCGGCUUUCGUAAUAUUUCACAUCAUUUUUUCGCUGAUUUGUAUAUUUUCAUCUUUUCAGAAGCAACACCCAGAAAGAAUACUGAUUUUUGUAAUUUGCGAUGCUUUGGAAAUAAAUCAAUCUUGUCUAUAGUGUCAAUUAAUAUCGUAUGGCGUUGCAGGAGUGGGUAAAACUGCUCGGCCUUCAGGUUUCUAAAUGCUGUAUGGUUGAACAGUAAAAGAGUCUCCCGAAUACAACGAUUACCAACGCACUGUACACAAAUUUUGAUUGGACGUGUAUGAUAGCUUGACUGCUCCUGCAGGGCCUGGCGCUUUGCGAAACAACUCACUACAUGACGAG
Molecule: messenger RNA, 13888 nt
Organism: Amoebophrya sp. A120
Lineage: Eukaryota; Dinophyceae; Syndiniales; Amoebophryaceae
Source: the annotation of a GenBank genome assembly